AUGUCUGAAUCCUUCGAACAAUUGGAUCCAAACUAUGUCAUUGCUUUCGAAUACUCUGUAGACAAUUUAACUCAAUUGAUUACUGAGCUAUCUGCAAAGGGGUUGCAUGUACUGCCAAGACCAGGCUACGAUAAGUCAACUGUAUAUGCCUUCACUAGGGUUGAGGAGCGCGAUUUCCAGAACAAUGUUGAACGUAAUGGUAAGACUGUUUUGGAGACCAACGAAGAAUCUGGAGAUGCAAUUUUGAGAAAGAUCUGUGAGCCAUUGAAUUUUGUCAAAUCCAUCACUCCAAUUCAUGACUUCGAAACCCGUAAGAGGCUGGACAAAACAGCGACUUCUUUGAUAAGCAAACCUUUUUUGUUGCCAUCAGAUCAUGAUCUGGUUUUGCUUGAACGUUUGACGAGGAAUCCAAGACAGGCGCUUUAUUUUGCAUACUUUAGAAGAUACAUUAUCUGGUUAUUGCCGCUAUCUUUCGUUGGUGCGUUCACCGGAUUGAUUCGCCCUUCAACGCCUUGGGAAUUCAAUAUACCUUAUACUCUAACUCUAAUAGUUUGGGCCUUGCUUUUUGCAAGCUCAUGGGUGUACAAAGCUCAUGCAGCUUAUGGAGCAAAGUUCGGUAAAGUGCAAAGUAUAACUGAGACCAGUGAAAGAAAGUUGAGUCCACCAUCUAUCGUAUUAUGGAAGAAAUUAUGCUUCGUACCAGUUGCAGCAGUUUUCGUCGCUUCAUUAGUCGCUUUCCAAUUUUUCUGUUUCUUUAUCGAGAUUUACGUCACACAAUUCUACGCUGGUCCACUCAAGUCGAUAUUCUCAUUAAUUCCAACUGUGCUCAUCUGCUCCUACAUUCCGAUCCUGACAAUGAUAUACAACAAGUUCUUUGUUGACAAACUGGUUGACUGGGAGGAUGGACCUGAUCCAGCAAGAUCUAAAGUUGAGAAGAAUUUCGUGCUGACUUUUUUCACAAGUUAUAUGCCUCUUUUCAUCACUUUAUUCUUUUACCUACCUCUAGGCUACAAGGUUACUCCAGAAUUGAGAGCGAUAAUCGCAGAGUGGAGUUUUAUGUUGCACAUCCCUGUUAAUGGUUUUAAAGCAAACGUUACCGACGAAGAUUUCAUCAUUGACGUUAAGCGUUACAGGAAUCAAUUUUUCUACUUUAUCGUGACAGCUCAAGUCAUAGCGGUUGUUAUGCAAAAUUUGUUACCAAUUGCCACUGAUAAAAUCUUACCACUGUUGAAGAAAAAGGAAAAUCAGAAUGGCGAGGAUUUGAAUAAGGUCUUGACUUCUACAGUUAAGUCGUAUUUCCCCCGUGAAGUGCCGCUGUGGCAGAAGGUCAACUCUUACCAUAUCAAUGGUUACGGUGAAUUUGACGUGGAUGAAAAUUUCAAGAAACUUGUGAUUCAAUUUGGGUUCUUGACAAUCUUUUCCAUCAUUUGGCCGCUAGCGCCGCUCGUAUGUCUCAUCUUCAACUUCUUCAUCUUCAAAGCCGAUCUAUGGAGAGCUUUGAAGAAAUGCAAGCCUUCCUCCAACCCUGAAGAUAUCCAGGUGAAUGAAAAUAACGUUAACGCGGUUGCAGUGUCUGCUGAUCCCUGGAACCGCAUUUUAGAACUCAUUGCUUGGGUUGGUACCACUGCUUGUCCCACCUUGCUGAUAAUGUACAGAUACUCUGGCUUGCCAGGUGUCGGGCUUCAAACAAAGUUGGAGAAGCGUGAUUUAUGGUAUAGGCAAUCUCCAAUGCCAUACUCUUGGACUACUAUUUUAAUCAUUGCAAUUCUUUCUGAGCAUGCUGCCGUACUGUCAUAUGCGUAUUUGAGAAAACUUUUCGUUGCUUCUGGACAAAAGCUAACUCAUGGCUUUGUCCCCGCUACCGAUUUGCAAGAGCCGCCACAAAUUGAUCUAACUGUCCUGGUGAAAGAAACAACUUCUUUUAUGAGUAAAAUAAGGGGUGAUGGGAAUAAUUCAGGAACAGUCGACAAGGGAAGACAGAAUGAGAAAUCAACUAUCUCGAAAAAUACAGCUACUUUUUUUAACCAAAAACCAGAAGAGCCACUGGCAAAGAAAGUGCCCACAAAUCGAGAAUUAAAAACAGCUGAGCAGCCAAGAUCUAAUGAAGAUUCGAGCGUAAAUGCAGCUUUAACAAGAGAUGUAGGAACUCGUUCUGACGCUGUUCCUAAGCCUCAGGCUGUCGCUAAUGUGGCUCCAAAGACUGCUGUACCUGAUCAGGCCAACGGUGGUUACAAGAAUGAGCCUCAACAAAGAGCGGAGCAAAAUGUUAACGGAAAGGAAGUUAGCCCAGAGACGACUUCUACACAGGACACGGCUCAAAAUUCACUCGAUCAAGUAAAAGGUAAAAACUUGCCUAAUGGAUUCUCCGGUGCAGCUGGUGCUACAUUACCUGAAACUAUCCCAACUUCCAAAAAUUACUACUUAAGAUACGACAAGGAUGGUAACCCAGUUAGAUCUCUCAGCUCUGCAGAAACAAGCAAAUCGUCACUUUCCAAGGAGCGGGCCUUGCCAGAAGAAGCAAAGAAUGAACCAAUAAAACAACCAAAGCAAGAACUACAGCAAGAACCACUGAAAGAAAAUAACAUCCCCGUUCCAAAAGAAAAUACACAUGUUAGCGAAGUGACUCCAGAAAAACAUAGAGAUGCUAAACCGGCGGAAGACCAGCAGGCGUUCGCAAGUGAACCACGUUCUCUCGACCCUGCCAAAACCAUAACCUCCCUACCACAAGUUCAACCAGUACAUGAGGAAGAUGCGAGAUAUUCGCCAAGUAAACCAGACCCAGACUCCUCACUAGCUGCGGCAGCUGCGGCAGCUGCAGCUAAGGCUGACCAGUCUAGUCAUUCUCGUACAUCUUCUAAAGUCAAUGCGGUUCAACAAUUUGGUCGCGACAACCCUACAUUGGUCAAGUCUACGAACACUACCGAAACUUCAGGUGCAUCUCAUGGAAGAUCCUCUUUUGAACGCGCCAAUAGUGUUAAGUCAAAAGCUGCUCCUUCAACUGACUCUCGAUCGAGUGCUGGCGCCAGAAAAAGUACAUUAGGAACUAAAAGGGCAUCAAUCGAUAGCAUUCCAAAGGACUCUGCAAGCAAACAUACAGAGCACAAACCCAAGCAUAAAAAAGGGCUACUGCAUAAAUUGAAGAAGAAAUUAUGA
This is a messenger RNA of Torulaspora delbrueckii, 3153 nucleotides long. It is a transcript of the gene IST2, whose product is annotated as Ist2p. Gene Ontology annotation, cellular component: cortical endoplasmic reticulum. The transcript has a single exon. Gene Ontology annotation, biological process: chloride transmembrane transport. The record is from RefSeq and is a predicted model, not a curated record. Bases 1 to 3153 code for a protein of 1050 amino acids. NCBI's taxonomy places the organism in Eukaryota, Fungi, Ascomycota, Saccharomycetes, Saccharomycetales, Saccharomycetaceae. Gene Ontology annotation, molecular function: chloride channel activity.